Molecule: messenger RNA, 1331 nt
Organism: Salvelinus sp. IW2-2015
Lineage: Eukaryota; Metazoa; Chordata; Actinopteri; Salmoniformes; Salmonidae
Product: growth factor receptor-bound protein 2-like
Biological process (GO): regulation of MAPK cascade; signal transduction
Cellular component (GO): nucleoplasm; plasma membrane; COP9 signalosome
Molecular function (GO): epidermal growth factor receptor binding; phosphotyrosine residue binding
Source: RefSeq, a predicted model, not a curated record
CUUCCUCCCCUGAUUGUGCAAGCUUCAGAAUGCUAGUAUUGUCUGUAGGCGCGGCAUUACAUCACAAGCUAUCAUAUUAGUGCAUUGUUUUUCGGUGUUGGUUAAUGUUGCUUUACUGCUACAUAGUCUCAGGUUCUCUAUCUGCGUUCUUAUUCACAGGUUUGUAGCGGCGUGCAGCGAGUGAGGGUAUUUGCGCUACUCGGAGUGACUGGUCAGACCAGGGGGAAAACGGGACCGGAGCUAUUCUGUUUUUUUUUCUGACAUUGUUAAUCAUUUUCAUAAUUCCUUGGAGGAAUAAACUCCAUUGAAAGACUUCAGAAGGGUACUUGUGCGUUCAUCAACACCGCAUACAAGUGUUCCAACAAGCCUCACCAUGGAGGCCAUUGCCAAAUACGAUUUCAAAGCCACUGCAGAUGAUGAGUUGAGUUUUAAACGAGGAGAGACGUUGAAGGUUUUGAAUGAAGAAUGCGACCAGAACUGGUACAAGGCAGAGCUGAAUGGGAAGGAAGGCUUCAUCCCCAAGAACUACAUCGAAAUGAAGGGACACCCGUGGUUCUAUGGUAAGAUCCCCCGGGCGAAGGCAGAGGAGAUGCUGAACCAACAGAGGCACGAUGGGGCCUUCCUCAUCCGAGAGUCGGAGAGCGCACCGGGAGACUUCUCCCUCUCUGUCAAGUUUGGUAYUGACGUGCAGCACUUCAAGGUCCUGCGUGACGGGGCUGGGAAGUACUUCCUGUGGGUGGUCAAGUUCAACUCUCUCAACUCCCUGGUGGACUACCACCGUUCCACCUCUGUGUCCCGCAACCAGCCCAUCUUCCUCAGGGACAUCGAGCAGGUCCCACAGCAUUCAACGUACGUGCAGGCGCUGUUUGACUUCGACCCUCAGGAGGACGGCGAGCUGGGCUUCCGACGCGGCGACUUCAUCCAGGUCCUGGACAACUCCGACCCCAACUGGUGGAAAGGGGCUUGCCACGGCCAGACGGGCAUGUUCCCGCGCAACUACGUCACGCCAGUCAACCAAAACAUGUGAUCAUGUCACGCCUGUCAACCAAAACAUUUGAUUGGCUAAGUGAAUAAUGACAUGACCCCCUCGUCCCCCAUUGGCCAAUUUACAACCCCUCAGGACUUUGAGGGACACUUCAGAAACAGACCUAAAUGAGGAAUGGAAGAAUGGGAAGAGGAACAAAAAUCCUGCAAAGACACAGAGCGAGAGGCAGAUUUCAUUACUCAGACUCUACAGUUGACUCGGUGGAUUCUUUGAUGCAAUGAGGGAGACACACGGAACAGAGAAGCAUUGCAAAGGAACCUAAGUUGACGUAAAAAAACAAACACAA